Messenger RNA from Sander lucioperca (pikeperch), 3402 nucleotides. RefSeq names its product limb and CNS expressed 1 like (gene lix1l). Gene Ontology annotation, cellular component: cytoplasm. The coding region runs from base 222 to 1298 and encodes 358 amino acids. NCBI's taxonomy places the organism in Eukaryota, Metazoa, Chordata, Actinopteri, Perciformes, Percidae. The transcript has 6 exons. The record is from RefSeq and is a predicted model, not a curated record. Gene Ontology annotation, biological process: autophagosome maturation.
UGACUGACAAUCCCGCAGUCUAAUCCAGAGAGUGAGGAUGCACAGCAGCGGUGAUAUAUCGAAUGAACAUCGGCUAACUACUUCCUUCGGCUGUGAUUGACAAAACCCUGCUAACACUUUGUUCACCCAGUCCUCAGAGAUCAUUUUUAAACCUGAAAUCGCUGGGUUGAUCGGUACAGAUUUAAUCCGGACCGGGAUUUCGCAGACGUUACGUUAGGACAAUGGAAUCUAACGUUAUGCCGGACAGUAUCCGCCCUCAGAGGCUGCAGCCAGGCAUUGGAUUCGGUUUAGGACCGACCGGGACCCUUCGCUCCUCUCUCCGGCCCGGGGUUACCGUCCCCAUCGCGCCGCUGUUGCCCUCCCCGGCCUCUCUAGCCGCUUCGUCCGGGCCUCCUCCGCCGCCGCCUCCGCUGCAGCUCCACAGCCUGUACGGCGGUAUCGGAGCGGGGCUGGGGCUGGGGCCGGGGGCUACCGGGCACUGUAACCCGGGGAACCCGGCGGUGCUGAAGGAGGCGGUGGAGGCUGUGGUCCGCAGCUUCGCCAAACACACGCAAGGUUACGGCAGAGUAAACGUGGUGGAAGCUUUACAGGAGUUUUGGCAGAUGAAGCUGACCAGAGGGGCCGACCUGCGUAACGGAGCUCUAGUUGUUUAUGAAAUGGUCCCGUCCAGCAGCCCUCCAUAUGUUUGCUAUGUCAGUCUUCCCGGAGGCAGCUGCUUCGGAAGUUUCCAGUUCUGUCCCACCAAGGCAGAAGCAAGACGCAGCGCUGCCAAGAUUGCUCUAAUGAACUCUGUUUUCAAUGAACAUCCCUCCCGACGCAUCACAGACGACUUCAUCGAGAAAAGCGUCAGUGAGGCCCUGGCAUCCUUCAAUGGAAACAGAGAAGAGGCUGACAAUCCCAACACAGGAAUUGGGGCAUUUCGCUUCAUGCUUGAGUCCAACAAAGGAAAAUCCAUGCUGGAGUUUCAGGAGCUGAUGACUGUGUUCCAGCUGCUGCACUGGAAUGGGAGUCUCAAAGCCAUGAGAGAACGACAGUGUUCCCGACAGGAAGUGCUGGCUCACUAUUCCCACCGGGCUCUGGAUGAUGACAUGCGUACUCAGAUGGCCGCCGACUGGGUGAACCGAGAACAGAGUGUAGCGAGCACUAUUGCGCAGGAGGUGGCGUCGACGGAGAGAGAACUGGAGGACGCCAGGCUGGCGGGCAGAGAACUGCGUUUUUACAAAGAGAAGAAAGACAUCCUGAUGUUAGCUGUGGGCCAACUUAAUGCAGCCAACACUGCCACACUGCCCUCACACUAAACCUGCCGUCCAUUGUGGAAACAUUUCUUCACACAACGUAGGAUUCCUGGUAACAGUAUUGAUCGCAUCAUAGAUAUAAAGUUGCUUCAUUUGAACUUUUAGGUUUUGUAUAAUGUCUUUUUUUUUUUUUAUUUUUUUUUUUAUGAGGAUCAGGUAAUCAGGCCUUGACUUACAGUAUGCACAUCCGUGCAUAAAACCAACACUUGCCGCUAUAGCCGUUACCUCUUCGUGCCUCGUGAUUACAGGAUAACAGUGCUUUUUUUUGGUAAAAAAAUUACCUGUAAACUUGCUUGGCAUUCCAACUGACUGGGGUUUACAUGUUCUUUCAUUAUUUCAUACUGAAGUAGACUUACAGAAACACAGCCUGCCUUUCAUCAGUGAAUGUAAUGGACAGACGUUAAUAUGACACAUCAAACCAAGCACAAUUGAUCAAGGUAUGGAUCAUCGAAGUUUGUUUCUUUCAUGUUUUGGGUGUGUUUACUUGCAUAUAGUCUUUUGGACGGUCAAUAUUUUGGUGGUCAAAUGUAAGGGUCUUUUUUUUUGUGAAGACUUUUGACGGUUAUUUUAGUGUACAUUGUGUGCUUGGUAACCAUGACACUAGCUGAAUGUAUAUUUUCAGUGUGCUAUCAACUAAAGGAUCUGCAAAGCGAUGCUGUUUACCAUUUAGACGAUUGAAUUACUCUUGUGAUACAGGUUGUGUUUGUCAUGUGCUUCAUUUAAAGGAGUUCAAAAGGGUUGUUGCUUGGUAGACUAAAAAUGUAGGUCGGGAUCUCAGCAGAAACAAAGAAUAGCGGUGAUUGGAGGUAAAAUGUGAAGGCCAAAAAAAAAUAAGUUGAGGGAUCUUUUUGUUUUUAACAAGCUGAUUCAUUAUGUGUGAGUCAUUGUAGUCAAUACAAAACAGUACCUGCACUUUCGGUUUAUGUAUUUUGUGACAUACUGGAAGCAAAAUCUGUUUGUUAGCAGUGCUGGUGUAUGUCCAUGGGCUAAAACAAUGUAUGUAACUCGCACUUAUCACCUUUCAAAUGUUUUUAUGUUGAAGGACCUGAUUUUGUUUAUACUGUAAACGUGAUAUCUUUAUAUUUCUCUAUGUAUCUCAAAUGUAUUGAAUACAUUAUACGGAUGAAGGCAUUUCAGUGAGUAGCCUUUCAAAGACCCCAUGUAAUGGAAGUGAGAGUUUAAUUGAUAAUGUGUGGCUCUGGUUGGAUGGAAAUGUGGGCAGCGAGUUAUGCGAGUUAAACAGCAGGAGGGCUCAUUCUCUCUGCUGAAUGCUGGAUUGUCAACGGCAGAAACUGAUUACACUAAAUUUGGGGAGAUGGUAAAUAGAAAACAAAGAAGCAGAGAUGGAGUAUGGUUAAAGCCAGAUCCAAUUUUAUUAUUGUAUUGCUGUGUCUCUUCCCUGGGAUCAUUGUGCCUUUAUGAAAUUGGUAGCAUGCACCAAUUAGACAUGUAAAAAACUCAAAAGUUUCAUUUCAUUUAACGAGGUCUUUAAAGGACGUUCUACUUUGCUUUACAAUGUGUUUUUUUUUGUUAUUUCAUGUUAAGGUAAAAUGACAGAUUACAUGAUAUAUAAUUGUUACAGUAUCUUAAAGGAGUAGUUCGACAUUUUGGGAAAUUUGCAUUUCACUUUCUGUUGGAAAGUUAGACGAGAAGAUCGAUACCACUCUGACAUGUGAAAGAGGUAUCAAUGGUUUCAUGUUAAUCUCUACCAGAAAGUGAAUAAGCAUAUUUCCUAAAAUGUCAAACCAUUCCUUAAAUAUGUUACAUGAAAUUAGAUUAUGAAGGAUUUAUUAAAUCUUACUACCUUUGGUAUACAUUUAUAAUCAUUAUUGUUUGUUUGGUACUCUGCUUGCAAAAUAUGUGUGCAGCACAAGCAGGAAAAUGUAUUAGUAAAAGUAAUUUGAUCUUCUCAGUAAAUACUAAAAAGCUUUGAACUGAUACAGUGAACAUGUUGACCAUACAAUUCUGCAGCUCCAACCUGGUUAAUCUCACAUUUUCCUUUUCACUUUAGUUUACUCAUCUACCGAUUACGUUUUCUAAAUUCAUCAGUGAUCAUAUCGUCCCAUGAACCAAUUUGCUGAGAUUUGCAAAGCUGAAAAGUAAUUAU